Messenger RNA from Mugil cephalus (flathead mullet), 1428 nucleotides. Its product is annotated as fructosamine 3 kinase related protein. The record is from RefSeq and is a predicted model, not a curated record. Bases 1 to 930 code for a protein of 309 amino acids. The transcript has 6 exons. NCBI's taxonomy places the organism in Eukaryota, Metazoa, Chordata, Actinopteri, Mugiliformes, Mugilidae.
AUGGAAGCAAAGUUAAAGAAAGAGUUGGGGACAACCAUGCUGAAGUCGACCGGUCACUCAGGAGGUGGAUGCAUCAGCGAGGGCCAGAGUUAUGAUACUGACUCAGGAAGAGUGUUUGUGAAGAUUAAUCACAAGAGCAAGGCCAAAUUGAUGUUUGAUGGGGAGAUGGCCAGUUUGGAAGCCAUUAUAAAGACUGAAACUGUUAGAGUCCCAAAGCCUGUGAAGGUGAUUGAACUCGACAAAGGAGGAUGUGUAUUUGUGAUGGAGCAUCUGGACAUGAAAGGACUUAGCAAGUAUUCAAUGCUACUUGGAGAGCAACUGGCAGAUCUGCAUCUUUACAACAAGAGACAGUUGGAAAAGUUAAACAAAGAGAAGCAGACAGUGGGAAAAGGAGCUGGACAGUCAGAUGUGGCUGUUGUUGAACACUUUGGCUUUGGGGUGACAACUUGCUGUGGAUAUCUACCACUGGAAAAUGAGUGGCAGAAAGACUGGGUGACGUUUUACUCCCAGCAGAGGCUACAGCACCAGCUUAACAUGGCGGAGCAAUCAUAUGGGGACAGGGAGGCCAGAGAACUGUGGGCUAAGCUACAGCUGAAGAUCCCUCAGUUUUUCACAGAUGUAGAGAUUGUCCCUGCUCUCCUCCAUGGAGACUUGUGGGGAGGCAAUGUGGCAGAGUGUGCCGAGGACCCUAUCAUAUUUGAUCCUGCUUCUUUCUACGGCCAUUCAGAGUUUGAGCUGGGUAUUGCUGGAAUGUUUGGUGGCUUCAACAGCUCUUUUUACUCUGCUUAUCAUGAAAAAAUCCCCAAAGCACCAGGAUUUGAAAAAAGGAACCAGCUUUACCAACUCUUCCACUAUUUGAAUCACUGGAAUCACUUUGGUGGUGGCUACAGAGGCUCUUCAAUAAGGAUUAUGAAGGACCUACUGAAAUAAUUGAUCUCACAACCACUUGUAGAACACUUUAUAGUCUUAAACCCACACCACAUAUUAUGUAUAUAUUAUAUAUCUGACCAAAACUGAAGCUAAUAUUGUGAUGUCUGCUAAACUGUGUGAAAAUACACAAUUAACUUAAUAAAAACAAUUAUUCACUGCUUCCACAUUCUGAAAGAGAAAAUAACUUACAAUCUUGUAUGUUUUAACGUAUAUGUUUGUGUGUGUACAAAACCUUGCCCGUUACAUUAACAAAUACAUUAGAGUUUUUAGAAUGCUGCUCCUGCGUUAAUAUCUGAUUGUUUUUCAUUGCCUGAUUAGUCUGAAUGAUACUGCUGUGCGAAGGAUGCCGGAUUUUUACAAGGAAUACAAAUGCUUACAAUAACCUGACUGGUUAAUGUUAUGUGGGUUGGCAAACUGCAUAUACUUACAAUGUAUAGACGUGUAGAAAUAAAUCCUUGUUGCCCCCUUCUUAACCAGCAAUAAAUUCUGACAUGAUCU